AUGUCCACCCAUGACAAUGCGGACUCUCCAGAGUCCGAGGCACCAUCCACCAAAAUGGACUCGCCCAUGAUCAACGGCCACAGCUUAAAGAACAACGGCCACCCCUCGCCAUCCUCCCACUCACCUCACCCCCCUCUCAAAAAGGAUCUCUCCACCGACGCCAACACGCCCAUCACCAGUCCCGGGAGAACCCCGAGUUCCGAUUCGCCCGUCAACCACGACACAGAGAUGAAGCAGGAGACGGUAGGCGGCGAGAUCAUCGUCAAGCAGGAACCGGGUCAACCGGCCAAGCUGUCGCGGAGCUCGUCGCAGAAGAUCGUGGCCAGGCCACCGCAGCUGUUUUCGCAUUUACCGGAUAGCACGGCCGAUGCGCUGGCUACAUUUGAGCAGAUUGAGACUUGUUGGUAUGCCAAUAAGUAUAUGGGGUAUACGGAACAUGCGAUGGAGUGCGACUGCGCUGAGGAGUGGGACUCCGAGGCCGGCCAAAAUUCAGCAUGUGGCGAGGAUUCCGACUGCAUCAAUCGUGCGACCAAGAUCGAGUGCGUGGGUGAUUGUGGAUGUGGACCCGACUGUCGCAACCAAAGAUUCCAAAAGAAGCAAUACGCGCCAGUUACCGUCAUCAAGACCGAGAAGAAGGGAUUCGGUCUGCGGGCGGAGGUCGAUCUGGAUCCGCACCAGCUGAUCUUCGAAUAUGUCGGCGAGGUGGUUGGCGAAGCGCAGUUCCGGCGUCGGAUGAGGCAAUACGAUGAGGAAGGAAUCAAGCAUUUCUAUUUUAUGUCCUUGAACAAGGGUGAGUUUGUGGAUGCCACGAAACGAGGUAAUCUGGGCCGCUUCUGCAAUCACUCGUGCAACCCCAACUGUUAUGUCGACAAGUGGGUGGUGGGUGAGAAGCUGCGCAUGGGCAUUUUCGCCGAGCGUGCAGUUCGUGCAGGCGAGGAGCUCGUCUUCAACUACAACGUUGAUCGGUACGGUGCGGAUCCACAGCCGUGUUAUUGUGGAGAGCAAAACUGCACAGGAUUCAUCGGUGGACGGACCCAGACUGAGCGGGCGACUAAGCUGUCCAAUGCGACCAUUGAAGCCCUGGGCAUUGAGGACGAAGACGGUUGGGACACGGUGGUUGCCCGGCGACCUCGCAAGAAGAAGACUGAAGAAGCCGAUGAGGAGUACGUGGACAGCGUUCAGCCCAAGUCGCUGGAUGAGGAGGGCGUGACCAAGGUCAUGGCCGCGCUCAUGCAGUGCCAGGAGAAGUGGAUUGCCGUCAAGCUGCUGGGCCGUAUCCAACGGUGCCAGGACGAGCGCGUACGCAACCGAGUUGUCAAGAUGCACGGUUAUCAAAUUCUCAACUCGCAGUUGGCCAUGUGGAAAGAGGAUCACAAUGUGAUCAUGCAGAUUCUGGAUAUUCUGGACCAGUUCCCGCGUUUGACGAGGAACAAGAUUAUUGAUUCCAAGAUCGAGUCGAAUAUUCAACCAUUGACGACUGCUGGCGAUGAGCGCGUGGCGAGCAAGGCCGUGGCUUUGCUUGCAAGCUGGGCCAAUCUGGAGGUUGGAUAUCGCAUUCCACGGAUGAAAAGGGGUGAUCAACAAGCCAAGCAGUCUGUCAAUCAAUUCGAGCGUCGUGAGUCUGGGCGAGAGCAACAGCAGCGAUCUGUUAGUCGCUCCCCAUCACCCGUGGAACCACAACCACGAGGGGGACAUGGCGCUGGUCCGCCACGAAGAGAUCGGAAUCUACAUCACCAUGGAGGCCCCGGGCCUGGUGCUGGUGGAGGACCAGGUGGACGAUCACGCCGGGAUCGUCGCCAUGAUCCUCGAAACCGUCAGCCUCUUCCUGAGGGAUGGUUUACCGCGGAAGCUGAAGGAGGUCGGGUGUACUAUUACUCGGCAUCGGGAGAGACGACGUGGAAACGUCCGACAGCACCAGCUGCAUCUGCCGCUGCGCCAGCUGCCAACAAGCGUAAUCAGGCGCUGCAGAGCAUCAUCGAUGGAAUCAUGAACUCGCAGGACAAGACACCCUCUGAACAGAAGACUGCGACGCCUGGGACACCACAGGCGUCUGAUCCGCAACCGGAGAAGAAAAAGAAAGAUGCAGAUUGGUGGAAGAAGCUUUCUUUGGAGAAGCAGAAGAAGCUCUAUGAGAAUACGCUUCACCCUACGAUCAAGCACGUUGUGGACCAGUUCAGGCAUAAGCUCCCGAAGGACGAUCUGAAGCGUUUCGCCAAAGAGACCGCCAAGAAACUCGUGGAAGGCGACUACAAAAACGGGCGCGUCACAGACCCAACUGCAAUCAGCGACAAACACAAGAAAACAGUAAAAAGCUACUGCAAAUCCUUCUUCGAAAAAGCCGCCGCAAAGCACAAGGAGCGCGAGGCCCGUAAAGCCCAGAACCAAGCCUCCUCCACCACAACCUCCACCAACCCCAAACCCGACAGCACACCCGCCGACGACCCAGACGUCAAAAUGUCCGACGACGAAGCCGACCCAGUCACACAUCCACAUGCCAGCGCUGAACCUCCUACGCCAAUGGACGAGGAUUCUGCUGCCUCCACGCUCAAACGCAAGCGCGAUGAUAAUGCGACUUCCCCUGGUGUUGGUGUAGAUACACAUCCUACCUCGGAAGUUGACAGUUCACCAUCGAAACGUCAAAAAUCUACUCCGCCACCUCCUCCACCUCCACCCCCGCCGAUGGAUGGACCCGCCGAUGCAGAUGACGAUACAUCGGUCUCGCCGCCUUCAGCCUCGAAGGGGUUUCCCGGUCAGGGCGGGACUGAUGUCGAGAUGAGUGAUAUCCAGACUCGUCCUGUUCUUAGUGUCCAGGGGAAUGUAUAG
Penicillium cataractarum is the source of this 2823-nucleotide messenger RNA. It is a transcript of the gene set2, whose product is annotated as SET and WW domain protein. Gene Ontology annotation, cellular component: chromatin; chromosome; nucleus. The transcript has 4 exons. Gene Ontology annotation, biological process: regulation of DNA-templated transcription. Lineage: Eukaryota; Fungi; Ascomycota; Eurotiomycetes; Eurotiales; Aspergillaceae. The coding region runs from base 1 to 2823 and encodes 940 amino acids. Gene Ontology annotation, molecular function: histone H3K36 methyltransferase activity; protein binding. The record is from RefSeq and is a predicted model, not a curated record.